CGGGCGGGGGGCGCGCGCGGGGCCGCUUCCGGCGGCGCGGGGCCAUGAGCGGCGGGCGGCGCCGGGAGGAGCCGCCGCACGCGCCGCACCACGCGCUGCCCAACGGCGGCGCGAGCGGCCGCGAGUCCGUGUGGGGCAAAGCGCUGCGGAGCGACUCGGCCUGGAGCGACAAGGAUGAGUUUUUAGAUGUGAUCUACUGGUUCCGGCAGAUCAUUGCAGUUAUUUUGGGAAUCAUCUGGGGAGUAGUUCCACUGAAGGGAUUCGUGGGAAUAGCAGUAUUCUGCCUGAUCAAUGCUGGUGUUCUGUACCUUUACUUCAGUAGCUUCCAGCAGAUAGAUGAGGAGGAGUAUGGUGGGACAUGGGAGCUCACAAAGGAAGGAUUCAUGACAUCUUUUGCACUGUUUCUGGUUGUUUGGAUAAUCUUCUAUACUGCCAUCCACUAUGAUUGACACAGUCUGCAGUUUUGGCCUGUUGAAUCAGUCAUCAGUAAAUCAAGAAGGUUUUAAUAAUCAUAGUCUUUAGUGGACUGGUGGGAAGGUGGGGAAAGUCAAAUCAACACCCUUCUGUACCAGUGAUCUGAUGAGCCUGGAGAAGCCCCAGCUCUUCUGCUGGAGAAGUCUGUCUCCAUUUUAUAUACCCAUUCAUUGUUGGAACUAUUAAAAAGCCAUUGGAAUUUUUGGAAGUGGUUCAAGACUGUUCAAAUUUGGAACUUUCUGUGACUCUAGUCAGUAACUCUAUCAAACUCCUGUGUGCUGAAGGUUGAGUCUGUUAAUUUAAUGUAUGUAUGGCCUUCUCUUUGAAAUCUGUCAUUAAAUCCUGACCUGUCUUC
Messenger RNA from Apus apus (common swift), 829 nucleotides. It is a transcript of the gene RAB5IF, whose product is annotated as RAB5 interacting factor. Gene Ontology annotation, biological process: mitochondrial respirasome assembly. The transcript has 4 exons. NCBI's taxonomy places the organism in Eukaryota, Metazoa, Chordata, Aves, Apodiformes, Apodidae. The coding region runs from base 45 to 449 and encodes 134 amino acids. The record is from RefSeq and is a predicted model, not a curated record.